ACACCAACACUGAAGCACACAAGAUCAAUCGAUCACAAACUCUUCAGCUAGCAGCCUAGCACUCCACACCGACGCACAGGUAGCAAAGCUAGCAGCAAUGGAGGUCGGCGGCGGCGGCAAGCACUUCGUGCUGGUGCACGGUCUCUGCCACGGCGCGUGGUGCUGGUACAAGGUUGCCACCGUGCUGGAAUCCGCCGGCCACCGCGUGACGGCGCUGGACCUGGCGGCGUCUGGCGCGCACCCGGCGCGCUUGCACGAGGUGCGCUCCUUCGAGGACUACUCGCGCCCGCUGCUGGACGCGGUCGCCGCGGCCCCCGACGGCGACAGGCUGGUCCUAGUCGGCCACAGCCACGGCGGCCUCAGCCUGGCGCUCGCCAUGGAGAGGUUCCCGUGCAAGAUCGCCGCCGCCGUGUUCGUGGCCGCCGCGCUGCCGUGCGUCGGCAAGCAUAUGGGCGUCACCACUGAGGAGUUCAUGAGAAGAACGGCUUCUAAAGGGCUGCUCGUGGACUGCCAAGUGGUGGCCAUCAACGACGGCGCCGGCACCGGCGCCAGCAGUGAAGGUGCCGGCGGGAAGAAAGGGGUAGCGAUCGUGAUGGGUCCAAGGUUCAUGGAGAAGAAGUACUACCAAGAGAGCCCGGCGGAGGAUCUGACCCUGGCGAAGCUGCUGGUGAGGCCCGGCAACCAGUUCCUUGACGACCCGGUGAUGAAGGACGAGGCGCUGCUCACGGCCGCCAACUACGGGUCCGUCAAGAAGGUGUUCGUGGUCGCCAAGGCUGACGAAUCCAGCACGGAGGAGAUGCAGCGCUGGAUGGUGGAAAUGAGCCCCGGCACGGAGGUCGAGGAGAUCGCUGGCGCCGACCACGCCGUCAUGAACUCCAAGACCAAGGAACUUUGCGACGUCCUUGGGAGGGUAGCCAGCAGAUACGACUAAAAAUAUGGGAACGACUAUUGUUGCCGCGUGUAGUACCAGCCCUAUAUUUAUGUCAUGAACAUUGCUUAUAUUUUUAUAUUAUUUAUAUUUGAUGAAUAAAUAAAAUGCCUCAGCUUACUUUGAGUUA
This is a messenger RNA of Sorghum bicolor (sorghum), 1058 nucleotides long. RefSeq names its product esterase PIR7B. Lineage: Eukaryota; Viridiplantae; Streptophyta; Magnoliopsida; Poales; Poaceae. The transcript has 2 exons. Gene Ontology annotation, biological process: salicylic acid metabolic process; jasmonic acid metabolic process. The record is from RefSeq and is a predicted model, not a curated record. Gene Ontology annotation, molecular function: methyl salicylate esterase activity; methyl indole-3-acetate esterase activity; methyl jasmonate esterase activity. Bases 98 to 931 code for a protein of 277 amino acids.